GUCAGAAACAGACGCGCUUUUUCCGUUUACACCGAACGCCACUAGGGGGGUGGGCGGUGUAGCCCCGUGGCGUCGCCAGGAGAAGAGGGGGAGGGGAGGAUGAGCGAGAGUGACAGUGACAAAGUGAAAAAUUUGUUGGGAGUCGGAGUAAGGACAGCGCCCAUGCUGAAAUUGGAUAGGCCUACCUUUUUAUUCUCACAUCGAAACAUCGGACUCUUGUUCUCCGGUCGGAAUAGCGGCGAAUGAAACAUCGGAUCAUUUGGACAUGUACGUAACAACAGCAACUUGAUGUGUCCUAGGAUCUGUGGAAGCCACCCCGCCGUGCUAAGUCCUCCCAGCAUGCAGUAGGGGCGGUCCACCUUAACUCCACAUUUCAUGGCAUCGCCCUCUAAAGGAGCCAGGAUGUUUACAGGUUCUACCAAGAACCCAACCCCUAAAAUACCUCAGCCUGAGAGGCUGGACGAGGUGUACUCUGCACUGAGGAGAGGCCUACAGUCAUUCCUGCAGGUCCACCAGCUGGAGCUGGGCAGCCUGGGGCAGCAGAUAAGAGAGAGCAAGAGAAAUGGCCGUCUGGGGUCUCUGUAUGAGUUGGAUAAGCAAGUGAAGGCUAUAGAGAGAUUUAUGCGUCGCUUGGAGUUCCACCUCAGCAAGGUAGAGGAGCUGUACGAUGCUUACUGUAUGCAGCGUCGGCUGAGGGAUGGGGCCAGCAAGAUGGUGACAGCCUUUAACUCUGCCACAGGGAGCAAGGAGGCACGGGAGAGCCUGAAUGAGGCCAACAGGGGCUACAGGGAGUACACUGAGCACAUGUGUUCGCUGGAGAGUGAACUGGAGAACCAGAUGGGAGAGUUUCACAUCAAGAUGAAAGGUCUGAUUGGCUAUGCACGGUUGUGUGCAGGAGACCAAUAUGAGGUCCUGAUGCGUUACGGGCGUCAGCGCUGGCGGAUGAAAGGUCGUGUGGAGGUCAGCAGUAAACAGGUGUGGGACAGUGAAGACAACGUCUUCCUGCCUCUUAUCACAGAGCUCCUGUCAAUCAAGGUGACUGAGCUGAAGAGCUUGGCCAAUCACGUGGUGGUUGGCAGCGUGUCCUGUGAGACACUAGACCUGUUCUGUCCACUGCCUCAGACGGUUGCUGUGGAUAUCAAUGACUUGGGGACAGUAAAACUGAACCUAGAGGUCAACUGGAGUCCGUUUGAUAAAGAUGACCAGACCUCGUCCUCCAGUACGGUUUCGAAGCGCUUUUUGUCCAAUCAGAGCCCUCCAGACACACCUUCCAUGCGCGAGCAGGUGUUUUAUUAUCUAUUGAGGAGACCAGGGGAGCUGGAGAAUGGUACAGUCUGGUCAAACUCCUCUGAAUCAUCGGACGACUCUUCCAGCCCAGCCAUGGGACACACACACAGGAUGAUGGCCACUCACAGCCUGCAGACCACACCCACUAUCCAGAUCUCCUUCAAUCCCCGCCAAUCAAGCGUCUCUACCCCAUCCCUCUUGUCCAAUCAGGAGGAAGGGGAGCCAGACGCCACCAAGGGAUUUGGCAAAACAGACUCUGUGAAGUGUACACUGCUGAAUGGCCAUUUGAAGUGUUCACGAUCUCUCAGCCAUAUCAGUGAGAGAGCCAUAGACUGUGCUUCGACUAACAGGUUGUCUGACCAAUCAGUUGAGUCCUCUGAAACUCCAGAACCCCUACCCCGCUUAGACCUUGAAGUCUCCUGUGUGGCUUCUCACUGCUCUAACCAGGACAUGCAUGAAGCAUUGGACUUGCAUGAGUCUGGGGGCCCAGAGUCAUGUGUUUCAACCCCAGUGGAUCAAGGUGAUGCUCCUCCAGCCUCAACACUGCAGGCCGAGAAGCCUAGGGCUGGAGUUGAGGCUCUUCCCACAGACUGUGUACUGGGAGAGGGACUGAGGGAGGAAAAGUCCUCCGCGGAACACAUUCACAGACUCCAAUCUACUCAACCACAAGAGCUAACACUACCUGAAGAGACAGUGACUGUGAGUGGUCGAUCUCACAGUCGGUCCUUCAGCUUCACUCAGGAAGUUGAGACUGCCCUGGAGAGCUUUGAUUUUCUCAACUGCUCUGACCUUGAUGAUGAAGAAGAGGAGGAGAAAGAACAAGCAGAAGAGGAAGAAGAUGAACAGAAGAGGGAUGAGAAGGAGAAGGAACAAGAGAAGGAAGACGAGACAAGGGACUUUGCUGAGAGCAGUGAUGAGUGUGAGGACGAUGUUAUAGAAAUCAUUGUCGAGGCCCCUGAAGGCUUCCGGAAUGAGGACUGUCCUCCUCUAGAUGCAGACUGCAGCUCUGAGGAGGAGGAGAGUAGCGAGCAGCUGCAGGCCUCCAGUGAGACAAAGGAAGAGCAAGAGGAAGAAAAAGAGAAGGAGAAAGUGGAAGACAAGAAGGAGGAGGAGCAGGUUACAGAGAUGGACAUCCCUGCCACACAGGAGCAUGGUGAUGAGGCAUCCUGUGUUGAGGAACCCCGCUCCUCGACCCACAGCAGUAUAGCCACCACUGUCCUUUAACAUAAUGGAGAUGCCACUUCUUCAGACCAUUAUCAGAUGCCAUCCUAAAUCCCACCACUCUCUUAAGAGGUCCUUACCAUUUCACCUCUAACAGAUCAAAGAGCUCCACUCCUCUUCUCGAUCAGACAAUACAUUUCUGCCAUGGAGUUAUUAUAGAUCAGACAAGCAAUUUCUGCCAUGGAGUUCUUCUAGAUCAGACAAGCAAUUUAUGCCAUGGAGGUGGAGAUUGCGCAAAUGAACAGAAAUAUAUUUGCCUCCCUCACUCCACUCGUGAUUGAAAACAUGAAUGACUAUUGUUGUCCACUCAUCCAAAGGCCGCGUGUACACACACAGUCACCUUACAGUGAAGAUACAUUUUUAGUCUAAUGGAGCCUCUUCAAUCAGAAAGUGCCUCAAGUUACAGAAAGAGGGAUUGUCAGUUAACGAAUACAUGAAGAAAAUGAUAUUUUUAUUACGAACCAGAGAAGAAUAUGAAUGAGUAUAAAGAAGAGUUUUGAUACAUUGUUUAUUUUCCGGAUGACUUAGAUUGUGCACUAUAAAAGAUACAAUUAUUUACUGUUUCAUAUAAAUAAAUAAUGUUGAGCAAAUA
Oncorhynchus mykiss (rainbow trout) is the source of this 3100-nucleotide messenger RNA. Its product is annotated as rho family-interacting cell polarization regulator 1. The record is from RefSeq and is a predicted model, not a curated record. NCBI's taxonomy places the organism in Eukaryota, Metazoa, Chordata, Actinopteri, Salmoniformes, Salmonidae.